Myotis myotis is the source of this 1246-nucleotide messenger RNA. It is a transcript of the gene SYCE1, whose product is annotated as synaptonemal complex central element protein 1. The transcript is spliced from 14 exons. Bases 293 to 1168 code for a protein of 291 amino acids. Gene Ontology annotation, biological process: synaptonemal complex assembly. Gene Ontology annotation, cellular component: synaptonemal complex. The record is from RefSeq and is a predicted model, not a curated record. NCBI's taxonomy places the organism in Eukaryota, Metazoa, Chordata, Mammalia, Chiroptera, Vespertilionidae.
UUCUAGGGGCUCCACCGUGGGCCAGUUUCCUUUUCUUCAACAGUAUCAUGUUUUCUAUCCCACAGAGGAAGAACUCUCUUAGCUUAUUCCUUCAUUUGGCUGGAUCAUCUCCUCCAUUGCUUUCUUAGACAGUAUGUUUGGGAGGAGCAGUGCAAGGGCAGGGGCCACCCAGCAGGAACAGUCGGGGUUCAUUUCGAGCUGAGGUAAGACAAGAAGAUCCAAAGCAAGUGCUGAAGAAGUACUUGGGCAAGUGGAAGGGCAGGCCAAGUCCUCACAGAAAAUUGAAAACUUGAUGGAUAUGGUGAAGAAGUUGCAGAAAGCGGGAAGCCUAGAGCCCAGGGUUGAGGUCCUGAUUAACCGGAUUAAUGAGGUGCAACAAGCAAAAAAGAAAGCCAGUGAGGAGCUGGGAGAGGCCCGGACUGUCUGGGAGACUCUGCAGAAGGAACUGGACUCACUGAGUGGAGAGAAAGUGCGCCUGAAAGAGAUCUUGAGUAAAAAGCAAGAGACCCUGAGGAUCCUCCGGCUCCACUGCCAGGAAAAGGAAAGUGAGGCACAGAGGAAGCAAACCCUGCUAGAGGAGUGCAAGGAGCGAAUCUGUGCCCUCAACUUCCAGAUUGAGGAAGAGAAGAGCAAACAGAGACAGUUGAGAUUGGAUUUCGAGGAACAGUUGGAGGAACUGAUGAGCCAGCACAAGGACCUCUGGGAAUUCCACAGUCCAGAGCAGCUGGCCCAGGAGAUUGGCGCCCUGGACAGCAGCAAUGAGCAAUUGCUCAAGGAAGAGAAGCUGGUAGAAGCCAAGCUGGAGGAUGUGAAGAAUCGUCUGAGCUCCCAGUUUGGUACCAAGGGCUGCUCUGCCAUCACUGAGGGGCUCUUCCUCCGCAGCAAGGAGGCAGCGGCUGCCGUCCAUCUGUUUGAGGAGGAGACCAGAAAGGCCCAGGAGCUCCUGGAGGACACUGCCCAGCGCCACGAGCAGCUGCAGGGGGAGUGCCAGCAGCUGCAGCAGAGGAGGCAGAGGCUGAAGGAGGAACUGGAAAAGCUCGGAGUGCAAGUCACUGCUCAAGCCCCGAGCAAACAAGAGGAUGGGGCCAGCCCAGAAGAAGCUGCUAAUCCAAAGCCCCUUGGAGUCAGUGAAGAGAAAGACCCAGAGCUGCCCACUGAGCAGGCCUGAUGCCCUCCUAGGCGAGGAGGUCCCCCCUGCCCUGGAGCAUAUGGCUGGGCUUCAGGAAAUAAAGGCAUUAUUUCUGUC